GUAAAGUUUCUGCACAGGAUCCAUUUUGAUCUGGCGUAGAAGUAUAAUAUAUUUUUUUCAAUAUUUGAACUGAAAAAGAGAAGACAAAUUGUUUCAUAAGGAUUCAUCAAAGAACAAAGCAGAGAGACUGAUCACUUGGAGUAAGUCAUUAUCAGUGUUAAGGUCUAAUCAGAUAGAGAGAGAAGAGGGGAAUGCCUCUAAAAUGAGUCUUACUGGGGAAAGGGAGGUUGGGGGCUCUGCCUCUAAAAUCAGAAUUUUUGGUGAACAUGACACCACAGCUAAGAGGGACCAUUUAAAGAGACCAGCAUCUCCUGUUCCCAGCUGUGUGUCCAUGAAGAGUGACCAGUCUAUGAAUCAUCUUAUAGAGUUCAGAGAAGGAGACUUCUCUACCGAUCAAAGAGACCAACAGGAGAGAUCAGAGUCUGAGAUUCUCAGUGGUCAAUCUGUCCAGAGUCAUCAAACAGACCUGUCCUUUAUAUUCAGUUUACUUGAACAGAAUAUCAUGAUAUUUGUGAAGAAAGAGUUAAAGAGGUUUAAGACAAUGCUGAGUUCAGAUCUCCCAGAAGGAUUUAAGAGUCAGAGGGAGGAUGAGGAAGGUGUGGACCCUGAAGAUGAGAAGCAGGAGAGCAGUGCCAAAGAGGGGGUUCUGAAGAUCACACUGCAUGUCCUGAGGAACAUGAACCAGAAGGAUCUUGCUGACUCACUGGAGAAAAAUGAGCGUGCUGUGAUUUACCAACAUGAUCUCAAAUCCAACCUGAAGAAGAAGUGUCAGUGCUUAUUUGAGGGUAUCGCUAAACAAGGGAACCCAACACUUCUCAAUAAGAUCUACACAGAGCUCUACAUCACAGAGGGUGGACGUGGAGGAGUCAAUAAUGAACAUGAGGUGAGACAGAUUGAGACAACAACCAGGAAACAAACAAGACCAGAGACAGCAAUCAAAUGUAAUGACAUCUUCAAACCCACACCUGGACAAGACAAACCUAUCAGAAUUGUGCUGACAAAGGGUGUUGCUGGAAUUGGAAAAACUGUCUCUGUGCAGAAGUUCAUUUUGGACUGGGCUGAAGGAAAAGCCAAUCAGGAUGUCCAAUUUGUAUUUCCCCUCCCUUUUAGGGAGUUGAAUUUAAUGAAAGGGGAUAAUCUCAGUUUGAUUCAACUCAUCAAUCAUUUCUCAGUUGAAACCAAUAAAGCAAUAAUCUCUAACUACAACAAAUACAAAGUUGUGUUCAUCUUUGAUGGUCUGGAUGAGUGCCGACUGCCCCUUGACUUCAAGAACAACAAGAGAUGUUGUGAUGUCACAGAGUCAACCUCAGUGGAUGUGCUGCUGACAAACAUCAUCAAGGGAAAUCUGCUUCCCUCUGCUCUCCUCUGGAUAACUACCAGACCUGCAGCAGCCAAUCAGAUCCCUUCAGGGUGUGUUGACCUGGUGACAGAGGUGAGAGGGUUCAAUGACCCACAGAAAGAGGAGUACUUCAGGAAGAGAUUCAGUGAUGAGGAUCUGGCCAGCAGAAUCAUCUCACACAUAAAGACAUCAAGGAGCCUCCACAUCAUGUGUCACAUACCAGUCUUCUGUUGGAUCGUUGCUACAAUCCUUGAGCACAUGUUGACUACAGAUGAUAAAGUAGAGCUGCCCAAGACCCUAACAGACAUGUACUCACACUUCCUUGUGUUUCAGUCCACACACAGGAAUGUAAAGUAUGAUGGGAAAAAAGAGACAGAUGCACACUGGAGUAAGGAAAGCAUUCUGAAACUGGGGAAACUGGCUUUUCAACAGCUACAUAAAGACAAUCUGAUUUUCUAUGAAGAAGACCUGAAAGAGUGUGGCAUUGAUAUCAAUGAAGCAUCAGUGUACUCAGGAGUCUGUACACAGAUCUUUAAAGAGGAAUGUGGGCUGAACCAGGACAAGGUGUUCUGCUUUGUCCAUCUGAGUAUUCAGGAGUUUCUAGCUGCUGUCUAUGUGUUUCUAACAUUCAAAAACGGCAAUAAGAAUCUAUUGGAUGAACAAAAAUCAACCUUCAUAACACGUCUACUCUGGACAAUACCUGAAAUUGAUUUUCACAAGACUGCUGUGGAUGAAGCCUUCCAGAGUAAGACUGGACACCUGGACCUUUUCCUCCGCUUCCUUCUGGGUCUCUCACUGGAGUCAAAUCAGAAGCAUUUACAAGGUCUACUGACAAAGAUCAGAAGCAGCUCACAGAGCCAUGAUGAAACAGUCAAGUACAUCAAGAAGAAGAUCAGGGAGAAUCCCUCUUCAGAGAGGUGCAUCAAUCUGUUCCACUGUCUGAAUGAACUGAAUGACCAUUCUCUAGUGGAGGAGAUCCAAAGAUACCUGAGUUCAGGACGUCUCUCCAGAGAAGAACUGUCACCUGCACAGUGGUCAGCUCUGGUCUAUGUGUUACUGACUUCAGAAGAGGAGAUUGAUGUGUUUGACCUGAAGAAAUACUCCAGAUCUGAGAAAGGUCUUCUGGGGUUGUUGCCAGUGAUCAAAACCUGCAGAACUGCUCUAAUGUCAGGUUGUAGAAUCACUGAGGAAGGCUGUGCUUCUCUGGUCUCAGCUCUUAAGUCAAACCCCUCACACCUGAGAGGACUGGAUCUGAGUAACAAUGACCUGAAGGAUAUGGGAGUGGAGAAGCUCUCUGCUCUGCUGAAGGACCCACAAUGUAGACUGGAGACUCUGAGGCUGUCAGGCUGUCUUGUCACAAAGGAAGGCUGUGCUUCUCUGGUCUCAGCUCUGAAGUCAAACCCCUCACAUCUGAAAGAACUGGAUCUGAGCUACAAUCACCCAGGAGACUUGGGAGUCACACUGCUCUCUGCUGGACUGGAGGAUCCACACUGGAGACUGGAGAAACUCAAUAUGGAUCAUGGUGGAGAGUGGAGGUUGAAAUCAGGACUGAAGAAAUAUGUCUGUAAUCUCUCACUGGACCCAAACACAGUAAACAGAAACCUCUCUCUGUCUGAGGAGAACAGAAAGAUGACAUGGAGGAGAGAGAAGCAGCCGUAUCCUGAUCACCCAGAGAGAUUUGAAGGCUUGCCACAGGUGUUGUGUAGAGAGGGUCUGUCUGGACGCUGUUACUGGGAGGUAGAGUGGAGUGGGGGAGGGGUUAGGAUAGGAGUGACUUAUAAAGGAAUCAACAGGAGAGGAUGGGGUGAUGACUGUUGGUUUGGAUACAAUGACAAGUCCUGGAUUCUGGUCUGUUAUGAUGAACGUUACUCUCUCCGGCACAAUAAGAAGACAACUGACAUACCUGUCACCUCCUCAGACUCCCACAGAGUAGGAGUGUAUCUGGACUGGCCAGCCGGCACUCUGUCCUUCUACAGGGUCUCCUCUGACACACUGACCCACCUGUACACAUUCAACACCACAUUCACUGAGCCCCUCUAUCCAGGGUUUAGGGCGUCCUCCCUGUGGCAUCGACCUGCUGUUCUUAACCCCCCUGCCGGGCUGCUGGUGGACUUCUUCUGGUCUGGACAUCAUUGGCUGAGGGCGGCGGUGUUGUUUUUACCGGUCCGGGAGGGCGGUCAGGGCCUGGUGGGCCUUGAGAGCAGGGUGGCAGCCUUUCAUCUUAAAGCGGCACAGAGACGUUUAUAUCACACAGGUGUCAGUUGGAGGGGACCGGCUUGUGCUCUGCUGAGGAGGGCUGGUGGUCUGGGGCUGGAUCAGCUCUUCCUCAUGAGACUGCAGGGGCUGAAGCUGGCCGGGGUCUCGGACUUCUAUGCUGCAGUUCUGAAGGCCUGGAUAUUGCUGAAGUUUGUGCGUGAGGAGGGAGUGACACCUGGACCUUGGGUGUGGAAGGAACCCAUUUUUCAUAACCCACUGAUCCCUUUGGUUUCUGUCCAUUCUGCAACCCUGCCUGGACGGUUGAUGGCAGCAGGUAUCAGGACACCGGCGUAUUUGCAGCAGCCCGGGGGUGGAGGCUGGAAGACCCCGCAUGAGCUGGCGCGGCAGUCUGGAAUUACGUCACACCGGCUGCUGGAGAAGUUCAUGGGUGAGGUACAGGAUGCGCUGCCGGAACCAGUGAGGGGAGUCUUCGAGUGGACACGAGGGGAGGGGCCACCACCAUUUCCACCACCACAGGUGACGGCAGAGACAGGGGACUGGCAGGGGGGUCGGGGGGACAUAUUUUCUUUUGGUUCUCCAGAACUGGGUUAUUUUGCAGAGGUGGGGAGCAAGGUUUUGUACUCCCUCUGUGUGAAGGUCAGGCACAUUAGGGAGUUGGAGGGUGUUAGGAGUCACAAUUGGCAGGGGGUUCUGGGCUCUGAUGGAAUGGCUGGGUAUAGGUGGAGGGAGCUCUAUAAACUCCCAGCUCCCAAACGGUCUGGUGAUCUCCAGUGGGGGGUUUUACAUGGGGCCCUGGCCGCCAACAGCUGGUUGACUCGAGACCUUGGUAUUCGAGGGAGGAGAAGAGCAAAUUAG
Messenger RNA from Esox lucius (northern pike), 4411 nucleotides. Its product is annotated as NACHT, LRR and PYD domains-containing protein 3-like. Gene Ontology annotation, molecular function: protein binding. The record is from RefSeq and is a predicted model, not a curated record. The coding region runs from base 203 to 4411 and encodes 1402 amino acids. The transcript has 11 exons. NCBI's taxonomy places the organism in Eukaryota, Metazoa, Chordata, Actinopteri, Esociformes, Esocidae.